Anopheles coustani is the source of this 2557-nucleotide messenger RNA. It is a transcript of the gene Ras64B, whose product is annotated as ras-like protein 2. Gene Ontology annotation, molecular function: GDP binding; GTPase activity; GTP binding. Gene Ontology annotation, biological process: signal transduction. The record is from RefSeq and is a predicted model, not a curated record. The coding region runs from base 191 to 787 and encodes 198 amino acids. Gene Ontology annotation, cellular component: plasma membrane. The transcript has 3 exons. Lineage: Eukaryota; Metazoa; Arthropoda; Insecta; Diptera; Culicidae.
UUUCGUUCUGUUGUUGUAACAACAACGAUCGGCACCUCGUUCGGUUUGUUUUAGUUGUUUGAUGCAGUGCACAAAAGUUCCACCUUCCAACUGUAUUGUCCACAGCGUCGAGCGCUGCUGAAACUCCUGUGAAUUCCGUUUGUAUUCGCGAACGAUCGCGCCUUUCCCCCGUGAAUCCGCCUGUUCCAGAAUGUCCCGUUACAACCAAACGCACGCACAAACCUUCAAGCUGGUUGUUGUGGGUGGUGGAGGUGUUGGCAAAUCGGCUAUCACCAUCCAAUUCAUACAGAGUUACUUUGUAACUGAUUAUGAUCCCACCAUCGAAGACUCCUAUACCAAACAAUGCGUCAUAGACGAUAUGCCAGCGAAGCUCGAUAUUCUCGACACGGCCGGCCAGGAGGAGUUCAGUGCCAUGCGCGAGCAGUAUAUGCGCUCCGGGGAAGGAUUUUUGCUCGUGUUCGCCGUCACCGAUCAUGCGAGCUUCGAUGAGAUCUACAAAUUUCACAAGCAAAUCCUGCGGGUAAAGGACCGCGACGAGUUCCCGAUGCUGAUGGUGGGCAACAAGUCCGAUCUGGACCACCAGCGGGUCGUGCCGUUGGAGGAGGCGCAGCAGCUGAGUCGCCAGCUGAAGAUCCCCUACAUUGAGUGCAGUGCCAAGCUGCGCAUCAACGUCGAUCAGGCAUUUCACGAGCUCGUACGGGUGGUGCGAAAGUUUCAACUGUCCGAGCGACCGCCGAUCGACGAGAAGGGAAAGCGAAAGAACCGAAAAAAGUGCUGCAUACUGUAAGCUGCCGACUGCACUGUUCGUAACUGCAGUGCCACUGCAGCGAGCAAUAGCUACUUUCCCACACAUCACCUUCCGUCAAACCUACCGAAGUUGAGUAGAGUUUAAAAGUUUACAUCCAUGAUUUCAUUUGCACAGCGUCUGUUUUUGCGUGGAGCAAAACAUCUAUUCAAAAACCUCUUCGAAGCCCGACCUUUCCCAAUACGAUCUUCAAUCCAACGUGUUGGAUUCACGAUUAUUACAUUGUUCUAAGUGCCAAAAGUGACUCAAUCCUGCUCAGAGCAGCAUGAUAUGAUCGAUAAUGUAUGGGUGUUUCUACUGUGCUGAAUGAAUCUAAGUAGAAACGACGCAACUCAUCGAACAGUUACUGUGAAAACUAACAGAAAAAUAACUGCCAAUUGUUCCAUCGCAUUAUUUGUUUUCAAUAUGGCACUUAUCAACUUUGGCUAAGCCAACACAAUAACGAAACUUAACGAGCCAUAUUGUCGUGCCAUAAUUGAGCGAGAGCGUACAUAUGCAAACCGCGCACAAUUAUUUGACACAUUUUAGAGCAGCCGAAUUAAAAAUUCGCAUAACGAAACGGGGUCGGCCCAGUGAAACACACAAUAACUAAUACUUUUCUCACCGAUUUCGUCAGAAAUGCACAUCAGUUAGGUUUCAUGAGCAAUUUUAAAUUUAAAGCAUUAUAGGGAAAGCGUAAGGAACUAGGCUUCAGGGCGAAAUUAACCGACUGGAACACAGCACCAACAGCAAAUCAGCAUAUAUCAUCUACGAAUUUGCGAGUGGCAACGUACCGUGUGUCCACCCAACAUAUCGAAAGACUUAUUCGUAGUUAGCUAAGUGUUCAACCUUUUUAAGAGGGAUACUAGUGGCGUCCGCCUUUACGAGAGAUAUUCGAUCGAUUUAUGGCGCGCGCUAGUUGUUUGUGUAGCACAAUAAUCGGCCCUGCAGGAGGACAGCUUACUCCUACGGCCACUGGUGGCAUAACCAGUGAAAUGUUGUUAAAGUUAUACAGUGUCCACGCAUCCGUAUACAAGCGUCUGUAUUGUAUCGAUACAGGAAAACGCUCCAUUUAGAAACAUAUCUGUAUUAACAUCGGCUCGAUUUUGUCUGCUAACUCUUUGCAAAGGAAGAAUUGAAAAGGUCAGACGGAGGAAGGGGAAACGCUUACAGCGUUACACAGCUACAGGCAGAAAGGGGUUUUACUAUGUGUAAUCUACAUUAGCGUUUAUUGUAGCCAAGCGAACAGUGUCUAUUAACCAAAAUAAUAACGAAACGUUAAUUACUAGCUUUAAAUGUGCUUCGACAAACUUUAAGCAGCAAAAUGGCAAUAAUAGGUCGUGUAACGGAGGUAACGGAAAUAGUAGUCACGAUUGUUUGUCCUCGUUUUGGCGUGCCACCGAAAGGUUUCCAAGACCCGGACAAGCGGCGGAGGUAACGUUGAUUUUCGUUGAUUUAACGUGUAAUGACUUUUUGUUUUAAACGUUAGCACAACCACCCUUCCCCUAGGUAAAUGAAUAUUUUCAAACAAAUUCAUUUGUUGUAUCGGUGCUAAAUAUUUUGUAUUCCGGGGCGAAAGGGAAAUGGAGAUAAACUGGCGAAAAGAACAACGCUUCAAGAAGGGCCUUUUCUUUGAAAAAGAACAUAAAACAACAACAACAACCAGUGUUAGGAGAAUAGUUUUUUUUUACAAUUUAACUUUCAUGUAUCAUUCGUCGAAAUGAUUGUUAAUCAAAUAUAUUUACUGGAUUUUAAUAUACUAAUGAACUAUCA